This is a messenger RNA of Botrytis byssoidea, 858 nucleotides long. RefSeq lists its product as uncharacterized. The transcript has 2 exons. The coding region runs from base 1 to 858 and encodes 285 amino acids. The record is from RefSeq and is a predicted model, not a curated record. NCBI's taxonomy places the organism in Eukaryota, Fungi, Ascomycota, Leotiomycetes, Helotiales, Sclerotiniaceae.
AUGUCUUCAAUGCACAGCGCACAACAAACUUAUUCUGUCAACAAUCUUAAUCAUCCUGUCCCUCUUAAAAUGGAAGGGAUCACUGCAAUCAAUGCGAGAUCUCGUAAAAAAGAAUCACCGAUUCACAUCUCAAUUCCUGCCGAGUGCUUCGGGACUCAGUCUGCGCUCGAUAAUAUCAGAACUUCCGAGCUCAACUAUUCGCCAAUGUCCAAACCAUUUAAGGAUACUCGAACCACGAGCUCAACGCCGAAUAAACCAAAAGACACAUUCAAGACUCGUAUCCCUCUCCUACACGGCCUUUCACAGGAUGUCGCGAAGCCAGAUCAGUAUGUAAAGAGAAGAGAGGAGUACGGUUCAUUUUUCUCAUCAACAUGGUGCUCUUCUUCAGGCCUUUCAGAGCAAGUCUCGGACCAUGAGGCUACUGAUGAGUAUAGAAAUCACCAAGUAUCAAAAGAGAGACAAGAAUCUCACUUCUCCAGGGAUUGGUAUCCGGAUAAAUGGAUGUUGCAGCUCAUUGAUCCAAUAAAUAGUCAGCCGCUGACUUGUAAAAAGAUUGCUCGACGUUAUACUGCGGUAUUCAAACACGAUAUCAUAGCAAAGACUCUCGCAGGCCGUAUAGAACAGCUCGCGGCUCUUGAUCUAACUGAUCAGGCGAGAGUCAUAACAUCCUCGGCAAAUAUUUCUCUACCUCCUAAGAAACCUACAAGGAGUGAAUUCUGGGCAACAGUCACGCAGGCUCCUGCAGAUAUCGAACCACCAUCUAGUAAUCCCCUAAAAAGGAAAUUAGCGACACUCAUACAAGAUUCCGAAAAUCAGUUCCUCCACAAACCCAUGCAAGGAAGGCUUUCUGGGCAAUAA